This is a messenger RNA of Xylona heveae TC161, 642 nucleotides long. RefSeq lists its product as hypothetical. The coding region runs from base 83 to 490 and encodes 135 amino acids. The record is from RefSeq and is a predicted model, not a curated record. The transcript is spliced from 2 exons. Gene Ontology annotation, molecular function: protein binding. NCBI's taxonomy places the organism in Eukaryota, Fungi, Ascomycota, Xylonomycetes, Xylonales, Xylonaceae.
AAACACAGGAUCUGCCAUUCUGCAUUCCGCAAACUUUACUCUUCGGAAGUAUUGACAUACUCAAGGUGAAGCGAUCAAAAAGAUGGACCGCGUUGCACCUGAAUUGUUCGAAAUGAUCACACGCUUCCUUCCCGUUACGGAUGUGAAAAAUCUGCGCCUUGUUUGCAAAUCAUUCGCGGAGCUUGCUGCGCGUCCUCUCUUCAAGACGGUGCAAAUACACGCACUUCUGGCCAGUUUCGAGAAAUUCAAGAUCAUCUCACAGCAUGAAACAUACCGCAAAUAUGUUCAAAUCCUUAUUUUUUAUUUUGACAUCUUUAAUCCAGCUGAAGCGGAUAGCGGUCUUGCAUUUGUUGCUGCUUUCGAACAAUGGCGAUAUAAAAUAAAGGAAGUCACCUCAAGGUAUCGCACUCGGCGAAGGUCCAAGGAACCUCUGCCGUAUGAAUGCUCGUUCGAACUACCUUCUCUUGCAAUGGAGGACGAAUUGGUAUGACUUACCCAUGAAGGUCACAUGCUCUCCUUUGUUUCUUAAAAAGCUUACUUGGUAUUCGCAACAGUGUUUAUAUGAAGAGCUUGACGAAAAAACCUUUGAAGCUGAAUUCUGGGCGCAGGACCAGACCGAAAUGGCUGGAGUAUUCACUGGAU